Candida tropicalis MYA-3404 is the source of this 1263-nucleotide messenger RNA. RefSeq lists its product as uncharacterized. NCBI's taxonomy places the organism in Eukaryota, Fungi, Ascomycota, Pichiomycetes, Serinales, Debaryomycetaceae. The coding region runs from base 1 to 1263 and encodes 420 amino acids. The record is from RefSeq and is a predicted model, not a curated record. The transcript has a single exon.
AUGCAAGGUAAACACACCGAAACAAAAAAAAAAAAAAAAAAAAAAAAAAUCACUAUAAAAAAGGCAACAGAAAAGACAAAUAACCCAAGAAACAGUAUCACCAAAAGAGCAAACAUUAAAAUGAGUCGUCGAAGCAAUGAUCCUACAAAGUCCCUUAGAUUUCUCCAGAUUUCUAAGUUGAUGCGUACUUUUAAGCCGGUUACUGUUAACGGUUCUCCAGCACGUUCCAUUAUCAAGGAGGUCAAGGAUAAAGAAACAGCUGAACCUGAUUAUUUCAAAUGUUACAAGAACCAUGCCCGUUUGUCCUACUUGCAAAAAUACUUGUUAGAAUUUAUAAAGCACCAACCUGAUGCAUCAAUAUACUUGUCCCUUAUAAUCAAACCAUCAGAUCCAGAGUUUCCGUAUGAUUUGGAAAAAUUGAAAAUCAACCUCACUAUUCCUAGUAAAUUCCCUGAAGAAAAAUCACAAAGACCUCGAAUUGUUGUUUUGAACGAUGAAAUUCCUAGAGGAUUUGCUGUUAAUAUAGAAAUUGGAUUUGGAAGAAUAGUCGAUAUUGCACAGGGUAUCAUAAAGGAUAACGAAAUUGAAUUGGUUGAUGGGAUAGGGUUGACUUCAAUGAUCUUGACUUUGGAUAAAUAUUUAGAAUUAUUUUUAAAACAGGAAAAGAAAGAUACAAUCAAAUUUGUCAAAACCAAAAAGAAACCAGAAAAGUCAAAACCACAACAACAAACACCAAAGACGAAACCAAAACCAAAGGCUGAGUUGAAACAGCAACAACAAGAGAAACCAAAACCUCGUAUUACUCCGCAGAUGAGAGAGUACAGAAAGAAAUUAAUUGAUGAAAUGUGUUUCAAGUUAGAAGACUCAGUCCGCUUGUUUAGAGAUGAAAAUUAUAAAGUUACAAUUCCCGUCUUACAAAAAUCAGUUCCAGACCUUUGGAAAAAAAAUGGAAGCAUUGAUCUUAUGUUGCAUAUUCCAGAAAGCUACCCUGUACUUCCCUUGAAUGUAACUUUCAAAAAUAAUUUCAAUGAAAAUCUUGUUGUUCGGUUAUGUAAACAAGAUCAAUUUGAGAUGGUAAAAAUUAUCAAAACGUACAAGGCAUAUGAAAGAAACAUAAGUGCAAAUGUCAGAGAAUAUGAUUUUGGUAGUGAUAGUCUACUUGUGAUACUUAAUUGGUUGACUAAUAAUCUAGAUAAGUUCAUCAAAGAUCAAGAUCUGUUCAAAGAGCAAGUCAGUCUUUCAAAAAGCAUACCAGCAUGUUAA